Paracoccidioides lutzii Pb01 is the source of this 5007-nucleotide messenger RNA. Its product is annotated as E3 ubiquitin-protein ligase MARCH6. The record is from RefSeq and is a predicted model, not a curated record. Gene Ontology annotation, cellular component: endoplasmic reticulum membrane. Gene Ontology annotation, molecular function: zinc ion binding. The transcript has 2 exons. Bases 1 to 5007 code for a protein of 1668 amino acids.
AUGGAUCUAAAUCAUUUUGCCGCAACUCGGGAACGGAGGUCUACCCUUCUCCCUGAUAUUAUGAACGACCCUGCCUUUGCCACGAAUGCCCCCGGAAAGAGAAAAAGUUUGGACGAACCUGACACUUGUCGAAUAUGUCGCGGCGAGGGCACGGAGGAGGAGCAGCUCUUUUAUCCCUGCAAAUGUAGUGGGAGUAUCAAGUUCGUUCACCAAGACUGCCUGAUGCAAUGGCUCUCCCAUUCGCAAAAGAAAUACUGCGAGCUCUGCAAGACUCAGUUUAGAUUUACAAAGCUUUACGACCCGAAUAUGCCUCAGGAUUUACCUGCCCCGGUCUUUCUUAAGGAACUAGCUCUCCAGGGUGCUCGGUCAAUUGUUACGUGGUUACGAUUUGUGCUGGUUGCUUUCGUAUGGCUGGGAUGGCUCCCGUGGUCCAUGAGAGCUAUCUGGCGUGGUCUCUUUUGGUUAGCUGAUGGGCGUUGGCCUCACUCGGAAAUCUAUCAAGCCUCACAAGUACCCCCGGCGAGCGAGGACCUCGAUCGACUUGCCUCCCGAGGAACUUCCCCGGCCCAAACCGUUGCAUCAAACAAUCUCACCCCAUCCGGAAUGGCACAUAAUAUGACAACACUCCCACAGUUCGUCUCGCCGUUUUCCUCCAUGCUCAACUUCUCCGCCGGUGAGCCACUGUUAUACAGUAUUCUAAAAAAACUCCUAUUCGGCACUUGGGCAACACUGGCUACUUCAUCUGAGGUCGAGACUGCAGGUUCAAACUCGACUAACGCAACUUCUUCAUCGAUGCGACGGCUUCGCCAGCCAUCCUGGCUAUCAGAUGUUUCCUUUCUAAACCGGCUGACUCCUUAUUCCACACUCAACAAUAUUUUAAUAGAUACCUUUGAGGGACAAAUAAUUACUUUGUCGGUGGUUAUUGCUUUUAUUCUUGUGUUUUUAAUUAGAGAAUGGGUCGUGCAGCAACAACCUGCGAUUAAUAUUGCAGAGGCAGAUCGAGAAGCCGCAGCGCAGCUGAUGGCGGAUGGUGGCGUAAUUCAACCCGCCGAACAACCAGGACAACCUGCUCAGGAGGCCCCGCAUCAGCAAAAUAUGCCUGAAGAUGCGCCUGCCCAUGUUCCAGGGUUUAAUGAGCAGCAGCCGAAUGAGACAACUCCGCCUUUGGACCAACCGCGGCAGCCUGAUGCUACUGAUGAGAGCUCCGAAUCACCUGGUCCACAGCAACCUUCUCAGAUUGAAGACGGUUCUAUUGGUCCCGUCGAUGAAAUAGCAGGCAUGGUUUGGGAGCCGGGAGUCGAGUGCGGUGUCGAGGAAACAGUGGCACCACUUGAUAGUAGUAGCAAUGCCCAGUGGCCUGGAUUAGAUGUGUUUAAAGAUUUAUGGGCUCGUGGCAUGCGAAACCCAACUGAAAUUUUAAGGAUAAUCGAGCAAGAGGGGCGUCAGGAAGAACUGGGUUGGGUUAUCGCAGCCAUGCAAAGGUUAGAGCGUGCGGGCGAAUCAUCCCGAUCUAACGACCAAACUCGGCACAAGUUACAAGAAAAUGGGGAAGAGGCUAUCUUAGAUCCAUCCGCUUUACUCCAUGUCCCAGUGGAUCCUAGUAACCCGCAACCUUCGUCAUCCGAGAUUGCUCAACUUUCUGGAGACAAACAAGAUGAAAAUCAAGAUGAGCCCGGAGGAGGACUUACCAUGAGAUUUGGAGAUCGAACUACGAAUUCUGGUGUGUCUGCAGAAUCAUUCUCACCCACCUUGCCAAAAAUGGAAUUGUUCAACUCACCAGCAUUCUUCGGUUCAGAAUCCGCAGGCCCAUCCAGAUCUAUGCGUGCGUUUGACCUACCACCUCCGAUCAUGGGCAAAGAAAACUCUGAAUGCUCUUCGAUGCUUCAGGAAGAGACAAGGCCAGACAAUCGAGGCCCGUCACUAACUGCAGCUCUUGUCGAACCGUCUUCAUCAUCCGGUGUUGGUAUACCCGUUCAAGAAGCUUUACCCGGUGAGCAACCCGAACCUUCAGCUGCAUCGUCUCAGCAAACACCUCCGAUGGAAAUCAAUGAAGCUCCUCAGAGUCUGAUUGAUCGUGCCUCGAAUUGGUUUUGGGGUGGCGUCACCCCCAGACCUCCAAGGGUAGAGGAGCAAGAAGAUCGGGCAGGCGAUCGGGAUGGCGAGCGCGUCCGUGAAGAACCUGGACAGGAGAACCCUUUUGGCCCUUUUGGAGAUGGCCAUCACCACCACGUUCAUGGCCCCAUGGACGAGCCGGGAUUUGCUGAUGGCCCGCGUCCUCCCGCUGACCCCGACGACGUUGAUGCUGUGGACGAUGCAGAUGACCUUGAAGGCAUUUUGGAGCUCAUCGGCAUGCAGGGACCGAUUGUCGGUCUGCUGCAAAAUGGCGUCUUCAGCGCAUUACUUGUGUCAUUCACUGUCGCGGUGGGAAUCUGGCUACCUUACCUGUGGGGUAAGAUUGCUCUUGUUCUCUUCACGAAUCCGAUACGGCUGUUCGUUGGCGUUCCGGUUGCACUCGUCUCCCUGAUCGCCGAUAUCACCGUUGACACACUUCUCGGAAGCUUGGGAUAUGUUGUCUACUGGGGGAAUGUUCUGCUCCAGAGUAUGUUCGCCUUAUUUGGGCGCUUUAUCCCUUCACUUGCAAAAUAUUCCGUCAGCAAUGCUGUUACCGCAGCCUCGCUCUCUCUGAUUGACGGGAGCAGUCAGCGCCUUAAGGGUGUUCUAGGCGAAUUUUUCACCUUCCAUGAAUCAGACCUGCCGAUGUUUUCUGUUCUGUCUCACCAGGCCUUGAGGAUCCACCAGGAUCGAAUCGCAACUGUUUUCAAUUUUGUUAUUAGUGUUGGGAAAGCGUUUCUCUACGAUAUUCCUCUACUUCUUCUCCAGAAAGGAGGGCCUCAAAAACUCAUCAGGUCCAUACUACCUGUGGAACCUAUGAAGCUACUCUCUGCAGCAAGUGCUACCAUCGUUGGCGUUGGAAAGUCUGCACUAUUUUUUUUGGAGAAAGGAAAUUGGUCGAGCCUUAAAAUCGGUGGAGUUGAGGAGAAGGUUGUCUUGUCGUUGAACCACGAGUUGGCGCUGUGGGAUACAAAAGACCGAAUAAUUGCGAUUCUCGUUGGAUAUGUUUUUGCCUCAGUUCUUGGGAUGUUGUAUCUCCGAUUUUCUUCAUUGUUUACCGGACCACGCCAGGAGCAGCGGGCAGAGGGGGCUGUGGCUGACGUUUUGCAACAAGCUGGCGGGGUGAUGAAGGUGAUCCUGAUCAUUGGAAUUGAAAUGAUCGUGUUCCCAUUAUAUUGCGGUAUACUACUUGACAUCGCACUUUUACCCCUAUUCCAGAGUGCAACAUUAACGUCGCGGAUUACGUUUACGUUGGAUUCGCCGUUCACAUCGCUAUUUGUGCAUUGGUUCAUCGGGACUUGCUACAUGUUCCAUUUCGCCCUUUUUGUCUCCAUGUGCCGGAAGAUUAUGCGGAGUGGCGUCCUAUAUUUCAUCCGGGACCCCGACGACCCCACAUUCCACCCUGUACGCGAUGUUCUUGAGCGCAACGUCACAACCCAAUUAAGAAAAAUCGCCUUUAGCGCCCUUGUGUACGGGGCCCUUGUCAUUGUGUGUCUUGGCGGCGUUGUUUGGGGCUUAUCCCUGACGUUCCAAGAAGUCCUUCCCAUCCACUGGUCCUCCAACGAACCUGUCCUUGAAUUUCCUGUCGAUCUACUCUUUUACAACUUUGUUAUGCCGUUGGCGAUUCGCUCGAUUCGCCCAUCAGAUGGACUGCAUAAAAUGUACAACUGGUGGUUCCAUAAAUGUGCUCACAGCUUGAGGCUAACGCAUUUUCUCUUUGGUGAGCGGCGCAAGGAUGAGGAGGGUCGACCUAGAUACCGAAAUUGGCGUGAAGGGGUUUUUGGCCGUCGACGCAGUGAUGAAAACCAGGGCCACGGUGAAUAUUUUCUACGAGAUGGAAGAUUUGUGCGGGCGCCGGGGUCCGAUCAGGUUCGAAUUCCUAAAGGGGGACAUGUGUUCCUGCCAGUUGAUGAGAACAAUGAGCGUAUUGAUGGUAAGGAGGAUCGCGAGGACGGUCUACAUGGAAAGUCGAACAACAUGUUCGCUCAUGUCUAUGUACCUCCAAUGUUCAAGACCAGGAUUGCAGUAUUUAUUUUUAUGAUUUGGGUCUUUGCGGCGGUCACUGGGGUUGGGUGCACUAUAGUUCCUCUAGUGGUUGGCCGAAGGAUGAUCUCCUCUCUAUUCCCCAGCCACAUCCGUGUGAACGACAUAUAUGCUUUCUCCGUUGGUAUAUAUGUGAUGGGCGGAACCCUAUACGCAUUGAUUCACUGUCGUCAGGUGGUCGCCUUCCUCGGAGAACAUCUCCAACCAUACCUUGCAUCUCCUCGGCAAGUUUUCCCGCAGACAUAUAAUAUGCUUGUAAGAUUCGUCAGUCUCGUAUAUAUCGGAGGUGCAUACGCUCUCUUCCUCCCUUCCCUCUUUGCCCUGGUUACCGAACUUUACAUUCUCAUUCCACUCCACACCUAUAUCGGAGGUGACCAGGCCCAUGUCAUCCACUUGGUACAAGACUGGACGCUUGGAGUCUUGUACGUGCGAAUGGCGGUCAGACUUGUACUAUGGUAUCGCGGAUCUCGCCCUGCCAUUGCUCUCGACGCUAUCCUACGCAAUGGUUGGGCGGAUCCCGAUAUUAAAUUGGCCACCAGAGCAUUCCUUCUUCCCGCUACCUUGAUUGCUUUAGUGGCGAUUAUGGGACCCUUACCUAUAGGCCUUCUUCUAAACACCACCAUAUUCCAGGAUUCACCGGCCAAUGUACACUCCGAGGUAUACCGCUACUGCUUCCCUGCGUCGUUACUGGGUGUCCUCCUUUUAUGGGCCGCGCACCUAUGCCGCAAGCAAAUCUCUCGUUGGCGAGCAGGCAUCCGAGAUGACGUUUAUCUGAUUGGGGAACGACUCCAUAACUUCGGCGAAAAGCGGGCGAAAGACGUGGGCGUACCCCGGCGGAUGAUAACUCCAUGA